Molecule: messenger RNA, 1734 nt
Organism: Bacidia gigantensis
Lineage: Eukaryota; Fungi; Ascomycota; Lecanoromycetes; Lecanorales; Ramalinaceae
Exons: 2
Coding region: 1-1734 (577 amino acids)
Biological process (GO): arachidonate metabolic process
Cellular component (GO): membrane
Source: RefSeq, a predicted model, not a curated record
AUGGGAUCAGAAGGCAGUCUUGUCCCUUGGUACGUUUUUCGAACCCUAAACUUAAGCCCAGCCUUGAUUAACAUCAUUGUAGACGGUGGUGGCAUCCGGGGCUAUUCAGCACUGCUGAUUAUUGGGGAGCUUAUGAAGAAGAUUAAGCAUAUAGAGCAGAAUAUGCCUCCAGGACCAGAUCCUUGGGACGGGCCUGCUCACUCUAGUUACCAUCCAGUGGAUCCCGAUCAGGAAAUGUCUACCGAUAGUGACGAUUCCGCCAGCGAUAGCGCUUCCAAAAUGGCGGAAUCAUCUGCGUUUCUGCCUUGCCAUUACUUCGACUACAUAGCAGGAACAAGCACUGGGGGCUUGAUCAGUAUCAUGCUAGGGCGACUUCGGAUGAGUGUCGAUGAAUGUAUAGAAGAAUAUCGGGCACUUGGUGACGAAGUCUUUGGAAAAAGACGAAUUUUUCAUUUACGGUCUAUCCCGCCAAUCUGGCUUCCUCGUGAGAAGUACAAUCACAAAAACCUUGAAGCAGUUAUACAAGAUUUAGUGAAACGAAAGGUUCCGAAGAUUGGCCGCUUUCCUGGGGGUAGGAACUUCGAGUUCGAUGAGAACAGGUGCCGAGUAGUCGUUGUGGCAUACCAGGAAAAUCCUGAAUCUGGAACGGAGCAAACGUACCUCUUUCGCACUUACAAAAACCUGAGGAAACCAUCUGACCCGGGGCAAGCCAUUCUAUAUCGUAAUCCUGGACCUGCAGACGACAUUGAGAUCUGGAAAGUCGCGCGCGCGACCUCUGCCGCCCCGAGCUACUUCAAAGAAAUGACCAUUGAGGAUCUGAAGUACUUGGACGGCGGCUUUGGUGCCAAUAACCCAUGCUUAGAGAUCUAUCAAGAGAUUCUGAAUAUCAACAACGACAACGAAAAUUGCUUGGGCUGUAUCUUGAGUAUUGGUACUGGCAAAAACGACGAAAAGCGUUUACAGUCGCAAGCAGGAUUCAGGGAAAGCUUGAAAUUGGGCCUUGGGAAAUACAUUCGGUUCGAAAAUUUCGCCAGAAAGUGGGCCAGCGAGUCAGAGGCGCCUCAUCGGGCCAUGCUAAGCAAUUGGCGAAAGUCCAACGAGGCUUUCAAAUACUGUCGCCUCAACGUAGUUGAUGGCCUUGCCCGAAUGAAAUUGGACGAAUGGCGACGCCGGAGUUCGGCAAGAUUGGCAAUUGGUCGGAAUAUUGGAAGGUGCAAUCGCCGGAUGAAAUCGAAAAAGAGCCUACCGCAGUCUGCAAAGGAUGCCCAACAAUUGAAACUCCGACGAAUGAAACACGAGGACGACAAUGAAAGCAACGCGACCGAUUCCAUUGCAGCCAACGAUGCCUCAGACCCCAAAGAAGAGCUUGAAAAGUUCAUACCUGAUUCUUACAAGCCUUUGAAUAAGACCAUUGAGACAAUUACGAAACUGACUGAGACCUACCUGGCUCAACAAGAUUGCCAAGAUGAGCUUGACCAAAUCGCGAGUCAUUUAGUCGAGAGUCGUCGUGCCCGCGUACGAGCAAAUCCUGACCGUUGGCAGAAGACGUGCUUUCGGACCUGGUAUCAGUGUCAAGUGCGAGGCUGCCCAAGAGGCGAGUCCGAGUAUCCCGACGCUCAUGCAAUGCGAAAGCACCUGCUCGACAAGCACAAGGAUAAAUUCUCCAAGCACGAUGACCAAGCGAUACAGAACCUGAACAAGACCAUUCUCAAUUUCAAGAUCACAGUUCGUUGA